Fragaria vesca subsp. vesca is the source of this 1309-nucleotide messenger RNA. Its product is annotated as probable 39S ribosomal protein L45, mitochondrial-like. The coding region runs from base 148 to 1047 and encodes 299 amino acids. NCBI's taxonomy places the organism in Eukaryota, Viridiplantae, Streptophyta, Magnoliopsida, Rosales, Rosaceae. Gene Ontology annotation, cellular component: mitochondrion. The transcript has 12 exons. The record is from RefSeq and is a predicted model, not a curated record.
AAUCCAUCCUCACCUGCGAAGCACCGUAUACUUCCUUAAACCUUAUAUGAAACACAAAACCCCUCUCCCUCUCUCCCUCUCUCAGUUUUGUCGAUCUCCAUGUUCCUCCUUAGAAAAUCAAAUUGGGGUCUUGAAGAUUUGUGAUGAAUGAUGGCUUUCAGAGGCUUAAAGACAAUUCGGGCUCUGUUCCGUGCGACCCAGAUUCAAGAACCUGCCUAUCUGCUUGGAAGCUCGAGAAGCUACACAACUGGUAUUUCAAAUGUUGCUGAACUUAAUAACCGGAAUGUGUACUCAAGCUUAUUCCAUGGAGCACUUCCUUGGACUUCUAGAAAUGCUAUGACGCUGCGUUCUUCAAUGGCGGUCGAGUUGCCAAUGCUGUUGAGUGAGAAAAGGUUGCUGUCCACACAAGUAAAAGCUCCUGCUCAGGCAAGAAAAAUGGGAGGACUUACCGUUUCCAUGACAAGUCCUGGAUUUAUCUAUGAGCCUUAUGCACCUCGUGAAAAAGUGCCAUUUUUCCGGAGGUGGUUCACCAGAAGUGGCUGGAGAAGAACAAAAGAAGAAAUUAUUUUAGAGCUUAAAAGUGCAUAUGCUAUUCAUAAAUUAAGGAAAUCGGGAUAUUCAAAGAAUCUAUUCUACAAAGAAGCAGUCACUGUAUACAAGGAGAUAAAUACUCUAUUGGCAACUGGAGACAAAAACACUUUACGGAAAGCAGUUACGGAGAAAAUGUACUCUGAACUAAAGAAUGAAAUAAAACAGAGAGAAUCCAUAUGGAGUAAGGUUUAUUGGGAAAUGGUGGAGCCCAUUGAAAAAAUACGCACCUUGCGAGCACGAGUGAUUGGUGUUGAUCCAAAAGAUCUUGAAAAGGUGUUUAUACAGAUUACACUUGAGUUUCUGUCAAAGCAGAAAUUCGAAGCAUACGACUCAAAGGGUUCUGUUGUUUCUGGAGAUAAAUCUAAGGAGGUCCUUGUCCGUGAUAUCUGGGUAUUUGAAAAGUCUCUCUUCCAUCCUAAAUCUUUCUGGCGUCUAUGUGGGAGGAUUACUCUCUAAGCAAGUUAUUUUUCACCAAAGAUCUACCAUGUUGAUGAUGAAAUAAAUGUGUUACCCAGCUUCCUAAAUUUGAUUAUUGAUAUCUCAGUUCUGAUUUCAGUAUUUGGAUUCAAAUCUUGACCAACUAGAACUUCCAGUUUUCCCUUUAGAAAAUCGUAACAGUCAAUUUUGUACCAUUCGUCUGCAACUCUUCAGAAAUUGUCAUUUUUGUUUUGGAAGCAGUACUGUUAUUAUCCUUAGAGUAUAGGAUAUGAUACGUUUG